Molecule: messenger RNA, 2145 nt
Organism: Caenorhabditis remanei
Lineage: Eukaryota; Metazoa; Nematoda; Chromadorea; Rhabditida; Rhabditidae
Exons: 7
Coding region: 1-2145 (714 amino acids)
Source: RefSeq, a predicted model, not a curated record
AUGCAACAAUGCAAGACCAUGCCAGCUCCCACCGUCUACCCUCCAUUCACCAGACACUCGGGGAAAACGUCUGUCACGAAAUGCGCAUGCGGCAUGCCAGAAGACGACGCCGUUGAGAUGGUGAUGUGCACCAAUCGAAAGUGUUACACGUGGCAGCACAGUCAAUGCGUCGGAUUUCAAGGAGAUGAUGACCUCUCCAACUAUGAAUGUCCAUUGUGCUCUAGAGGUGAAAAAUGGAGUGAAGAAGAUGAUAAACGAUUGAUGGAAGAAUUCGAGUUGGAAGUUGGAAAGAAGGAACCGAGGGACAAGAACGAUUUCUUCAAAGAAUUCCUCGAAAGAUAUGAAAUCGACGAGACCACCGGUUUUCUUGACCGCCGAUUCAGCGAAAUCUCCGAAGAUUUCCUACUCGAUGAAAGCGUGGAUAUUAAUCGAAGAGCGGCGGUGUGCAUCCGGGGAAAGCUCAGAAUACCGCAAGAACUCAGAGAAUCACUCGAAUCAUGCGACAAACUAGAGUCAGAUGGUAAUGGAGGGUACAAAUACACUUCAAAAGAUAAGAAAGUCAAAAUCGUUUCUGCUCCACGUCGACAAGUAACUGUGAAGCCUGAAGAAUCAGAAGAGGAUCCUGCAGCAGCUUCACCCUUAGCUCCAAAUGCUCCGUUUUCACUGGCCGAGGAUCCUGCAACUCUCCCGAACGAUGCUUCAGCUCCUCAGUCACCAGGGCUCCAUGACAUCCCUGAGUACGACCCACCUCAGCAAGACUUCGAUCUCCUACAAAAUCUCUCUCAAAAUCUGGCAGAAACUUCGGAUGUGGCUUCCCAAGACACUCGGACUCCAUCUCCAGGUGUUCACGAAAGACUCUUAGUGAAGAUACGUCCAUCAGACUUUCCAUCGCUCUUUCCUGCUCACCUUCUAGCGGCUCCAGUCCCAGCUACCCCAACGCCAACUCCUUCCAAGGAUCGUAAGCCAGAAUCUCCCACUCCACCAGUCUUGGCUCAUGACACUCGGACUCCAGCCCCUCUACCACUGAAGGCUGCUCCGCCAUCAACUUCAACCAAAUCUCCAGCAACCUCCACUAUUGCUCCACCAGUAGAUCUUGCUCCAGUUCCCCCGUCUUCCACCUCUCAUGUUCCAAAUGACGCUCCAAUGGAUCUUGGGAAUCUACCUCCACCUCCAGCAUCGGCUCCUAACGGUAAUCCUCUAGGACCAUUAGGCGUAUCAGGACCUUCAAUUCUGCCAGGAUCUUCAGGACUGCCAGUACCUCUAUGCCCAUCUCAGUAUGCAAAUCAGUUCCAAAACCAGCAACCCGUCCAAGUCCAUCAGCCAGGUGCUAACCACGGUGCAUGCCCAUCUUAUCAACCUGGACUACUAGAAUUGUUAGGUCUGUCGAGUCGACCAGGACUUUCAAGACCCCUAUACCCCACUCAUUUUCAAGGAUGUCACAUGCCCAUCAACAGUGUGCCACAGUUACCAGCUAACUAUGGCGCAGGUUCUCGGCUCUUCAACUUCUCGAAUCAAAUUCCAAUGAACAGUGGGCAGUAUUCUGGACUGCCCGGCCAGCCUGUUUCCAUCCCAAUUGGAAGGUACCACCAAGCUAUUUCUAAUCCUCGAUCCAGUGCUGCACCCUUCAAUAUCCCAGCUAGCAGCCAUCCGAGUUGGUGUAUCAAUCCUUGCGUGCCAGAUGCCAGCAGAAAGCGGAAACACGAGGAAUUAAACACCAACCUCGCUAUGCCGGAGAUCCCGGCAUAUAACAUACUAUUCGUUGUGAAAGCUUUCCUGGACGGCCUGGAGCAGAGUGCUCUAAAGAGUUUGGCAAAAGAGUUCGAAAGAGCAAUGGUGACGAGAGAAAAAGAAUUAAAAGAGAAGAUGGUCCCGUACAACAUCUUCUUCGACCACCUGGAGUUGGUGUACAAACUCCUAAAGGACAAGUCGCGUGAGAAGAAAGCGGCAGAUGGCGAGAUCGACGCAAAGCUGUUUUGGCAAGCAUUCUGGAAGCUUCCCGACGGAAAUCGCAUGUUUCUAAAGGAAUUCGUGACGCUUUGUGGUAAAAUCAAAAUGUUAUGGAGAGGAAGGAAGGAAAAAGCCAUCAAGGUAUCGGAUAUUGAAUAUAACUUGAGAGCGCCUUUCCUGGUUUACUUGAGUUUGUAA